GAAGCAGCUAUGAAUGGCUGCAGCGCUAACUGCUAUUAGUGUUUUUAAUCCUCAAAUACAGCCACGAAUAUAUAACAUAAAGGCGGGUCAUGAAGUACGGAGACAGGUGGCUUUGUAAUGUGUCGCUUUGCCAGUGUAAACAUAUAAAAUGAGACGUUACAGCUUCUUUUAUCUGUGCGCAAGGACGCGUCUCGUCGGCUGCUAGUUCAAAAACAACUCCUCUCCUCUUUACUCUCUCAGUUUAGGCAAAAUGAAGGUCCGCUCGUCUGUUUUCGCCUCGUUUAUUUUAAUCUCCGAGGUGAUUGGCGUCGCCCUCUUCCUGCGGGGCUUCUUCCCUGUGCCUGUCAGGUCUUCCCUCUCAUCCAAGAGCAAGCUGUCAGAUCUCCCAUCGGAGCCGCUGACAGGGAGGUCUCCCAACGGCUCUCGCCUCCCACAGCCCCUCUUUAAAAGGGUGGUGGUAAUGCUGGUGGACGCCCUCCGGGAGGACUUUGUGUUUGGCCCCAGUGGUCGCAGGUACAUGCCCUACACCAGACAUGUGGUGGAAAGAGGCUCCUCGCAAAGCUUUGUGGCCAAGGCGAGACCUCCGACUGUCACCAUGCCCAGGAUCAAGGCUCUUACCACUGGCAGUAUCCCAGGCUUCAUUGAUGUGGUAAUGAACCUGAAUUCUCCUGCACUGCUGGAAGACAACCUCAUUUGGCAGGCCAAAACAGCGGGGAAGAGGAUCGUCUUCUACGGAGAUGACACCUGGGUGCGCCUCUUCCCCAAACACUUCAUGGAGUACGAUGGCACGACCUCUUUCUUUGUAUCUGACUACACUGAGGUUGACAACAAUGUGACCCGUCACUUGGAUAGCACCCUAAAGAGAGAUGACUGGGACAUUUUGAUCCUCCACUACCUAGGCCUCGACCACAUCGGUCAUAUCAGUGGACCCCACAGUUCCCUCAUCCAGCCCAAACUGCUGGAGAUGGAUGACAUCCUGAAGAAGAUCCACAGUGCCCUCAUUGCCAAGGAGGCAGACGGAUCCUUGCCCUACCUGCUGGUGCUGUGUGGAGACCACGGCAUGUCGGAGACCGGCAGCCACGGAGGCUCCUCGGAGCCAGAAGUCAAUACGCCCCUGGUGCUCAUAAGUCCGGCCUUCAAAAGAAAAGUGGGACUGGAGAAGCCUGAAGUUGUAGAGCAGGUUGACCUGACUCCGACCCUGGCACUGGGACUCGGUCUGCCCAUAUCUCAAAACAGCGUGGGCCACGUCAUCCCCGGUGUUCUGGAGGAAAGCUCACUCCGAGAUCAGCUGCGCUUCCUGCAUCUCAAUGGCCACCAGCUCAGCUGUCUGCUCAAAGACAGCAUGCCCGACUAUGAGAAAGAGGCAGGCUUUGAGCAGUUCCGAGUGGCAGAAAAGGCUCAUGGAAGCUGGAUGAAGCUCUACCUGGAGGGCAACACCUCUGAAGUGCUGACCAACAUGGGCAAAAAGGUCCUGAAGCAGUAUCUGGAGGCCCUGGCUGCCAUGAGCUCGGCCCUCAGCAAACAGCUGGGCAAAUACGACAUGUACUCCAUGAUCGCAGGCAUGGUGUUUGUGUUUCAGCUUCUGUUGGUCUUACUGCUGGCUAUGCCUGAAGCCCUCAGUGGUGAAGCAGCGGUGGACCUCCCAGUCCUCUCAGUCCUGCUCUCCCUGCCUUUCUACCUCCUGUGCCUGCUGCUCGCCUCGGUGCACGUCUUGGUGUGCACAUCUGCUGAGAGCUCCUGUUACUUCUGCAGCCUCUCCUGGGGUCUCGUGUUUGCUGCUGUUGUCUUCUCCUCAGCAAUGUUUUGUAUUCUGGUCUCUAUGGCAACACGCCGACUCCCCCUGGGACCAAAGAUUCACGGGAAGUCUCCAUUGAGGAGCAGUGGCAGUGAGUGGUCGCUGUCAGAGCUGGAUGUGUUGCUGCUGGCUGGCACAGUGGGACACACUCUCAGCUUGGCGGCCAGCAGCUUUGUAGAGGAAGAGCACCAAACCUGGUACUUUCUGCUCAACACCCUCUGCCUCGCCGUCUUCCAGGAUGUCUGCCGCAAGUACUUCCGAGAGCAGCGUGGCUCUGGAGAUGAAGAAGAGCAUAUCCUCCCUUCCAAAGACUGUCAUCCCACUGCUCACCCUAAGGCAGAGAUUUGCUCAGAGAAGUGGCUUGCAUUAGCCACGCCGCCAUUCACUCUGGUCUGCUGCCGACUGCUGCGCUCCCUCAACCAGACCGGGGUGCAGUGGGCUCAUCUUCCUGAUGUGGGACAUUGGCUUAACAGCUCUGAGCACAGGAUGGUCCUCUCCCUGCUGGCUGCUUUCUGUUUGGUUCUUAUCUACCUCCUGGUUCAAAGACGGUGCUCAUGGGUGUCCAAGGUUGCCCUCGCCCUCGGACUUUUGGGUGUCUACAGCUACCGGGCAGCUGUUGGCAAUGUCUGGUUUCCCUGGCAACACUCCGGUCGAACUAUGUCCAAGGGAACAGUGGAGGCGCGCUUUGUUUACGUCUUCGUUUUGGGCAUCCUCUUCACGGGCACCAAGGACCUGUUGCGAUCCCAGAUCAUCACAGCAGAUGCCAAGUUGAAGAGCAGGGGAUUAUGGGAGAUUUACAGUGGCUUGGUUUUGUUGGUUUCACUGUUGUUUCGUGCUCACAAUCUGCCAGUCCUCUGCUGCUCCUUGUUGAUCCAGACCCUCAUGGCUCAGUUUAUCUGGAAGAAACUCCACUAUGACGCAGCCCAAACCACCAUCAUGCACUACUGGUUUGGUCAGGCCUUCUUUUACUUUCAGGGAAAUUCCAACAACAUUGCCACUGUCGACAUUUCAGUGGGCUUCAUUGGACUGGAAAGUUACGUAGAAGCACCUGCCAUCUUCUUAACGGCCCUCAGCACUUACGCGGGGCCCCUACUCUGGGCGUGUCACCUCGUCUGCUAUCUCAGCUCAGAGAGAGACAAGAGCCCGGUUGCAGUCGGCCAUGGCUGCUACUGUUUGGCCCUGCUGAGGUCUGUGCCAGCUGCAGCCUACAUUGUGCUGGUAACUGUUCUGCGGUACCAUCUCUUCAUAUGGAGCGUCUUUUCACCCAAAUUACUGUACGAGUCCAUGCACCUGCUGCUGACUGCAGGAGUCUGUCUCUUCUUCUACACGAUGGAGCAGAGCCACAGUUCCAGUAAGUCGUAGGAAGCCAAAGCCGCACGUCUUCCCAUAAGGGAUUCGCUUGAGUCAAAGGGUCGGACACAGUCUCUUAAUGCUGUGUGCAAGACUUUCAAACUGAGACACUAUAAUAUGCUUACCCUCACUCUGUAGUACACUGAUCUGUUCACAAUAUGUGAGCAGAUGCUUCAGAAAGAGUCCUUCCUCCUGACUCUGUAUGUCUGGUUUGCAAAAAAAUACUUUGAGAAUGCACUAACAAUGUAUUUUUGAGUAGUCUAUUUAAACAUUUUUAAUUCUUUCCCAGGAGAAAAUGUUUGCAGAUGAAUAAAAGUGAAAUUAAGUUUAAAAAAAAAGCUUUUUGAAAGAAUAUGUUUUCUUUACAUAUACAUGUAUAUUAUCUCAGGGACUGGUGUACGAGGAGCUACUUAGACAUCAGUGCAGAUGCUUUGCUCUGCAUGUAUAAGUGAAUGACUUUGUUUCUACUGAUGUUGAACAGCGUGUAAACAUAAGAGCUUAGUAACAACCUGCACCCACACAGGUGUUUUCAAUUAUCCUGUCUGAUUAGAGCUUGAAGGUUGAAGCUGGGCCGAGCAAUUCUCAACAGCACUGAGAAAACAUUUUGACAUGUCACAGAAGGAAAAAGCACAGGUGUAAAUAAUAUAAAUUAAUGAUGGCUGAAUUCCAUUCAGCUGCUCCACUUUCAGGGAGCAGAUAUUGUGUAUGCUGCCUGGCUGUCACUCAUGUCCUGACUUAAUGGGACACUUGAAUAAAACAGAGCUGUUGUUUUUGGAGGUUCAUUCGAGAUGAGCCAGGCCUUCGCAGAAUCGUGCCAGUUGGAUUUGCGUCUGACUCGAUGCCGACUGCAUCUCUAACCUCACGACUGUGCUUCUGUAAUUAACAUGUCUUACAUCAUGAUUAUUCUUUUAACCUUGUUUAUUGAUUUUAUGCUGAUUUCAGGCUGCCAAUAUUUAAACCUGGCCAGGGACUACCGAUGGAAACAAGCCUUUUGGCUAAUUCUUACACACUCACAGCAGUAUUUAUUAAUAUGCACUGCGUCUGAUAAAUAGAUAAAGAAACUAUACGAUAUCGAGGCGGCCGCAGUUUUUAGACGCUGGUGCUCUCCACCGACUGCACAUCCCAGGGCAUCACUUAAAAUGCCUGGCUGUCGCCUGAUCAAAGAGCUAAUGGGCUUUUGAACACAAAAACCACGUUUUGUAGAAAAUCUAGAUUGGUGACUAUUAGCCUCAUGUUGUGCAAUGAAGCUUCAAUCUGUUAACAAACAUAUCUUGUCUGGUCGGUAAUAAUAGCGAUAAAGUUUAUUAAUAUAUCCGAACGUGGUUUAAAAAGUAGUCUACAGAUAAGUAUUCUUUGAAGGCGGCUGGAAACUGUACGAGUGGCCCGCGGCUCUUCGCCACCGCCUCCUGCUGCUGCCGCCUGAUCUCGUCCACUUUCAAGGCGAAGAGCAGUUCAUCUCAAACAAGCCUUAAUGUUAUUAGUAACAUUUGAGCUUUUUCCUGCUGUGACAGGUCAAACUGUCUGCUGUGCAACAAAGGGAGACCUCAAUCAAGUCUGUAACUGCACACACAGGCAUAAGAAGAGGUCUAAUCAGGAAACAUAAGUGAACACCUGUGUGGGUGUAAGAUGGAGGUGCACGGGGGGUGGGGGUUUAAUGUAGGAGUUUUUAAGAUAUUUGUUUUUUUCAUUUUCAGAAAUGCUGUUCAAAUAUUAUGUAAUAUUUAUUUUUCCCUUUUCACUCUUAAAAGUAUUUAGCCCUUCAUUUACUGGGGACAUUUUGGAAAUGGCAGAAAGCUGCACUAGAUAUCUGUGUGUGUGUGUGUGUGAGCAGUUAGAACAAUGGGGCUUCUUGUCUUGUCUUCAUUUUAAGGUGUCUGUUUUGUUACAGCCGCCUGAUAAUCCGAAUGUGUCAAAACAACCAGCAGGGAGACUGAACAUUUCGUUAAUUUAUUUCAACACAGUCUUAACAUCACAAGCGUUAUUCAAAAUACAGAAUGAAUAACUUUGAAAUAAAUAACAGUUACUUCAAAAUUAACUCGCUACAAACUGGCCUUCUCUCCUGUUUCAUGAGCCCGCCCUGUCUUCGUCGUCCCCCAGAGUCAGAGUCCUGGUCGGAGCCGCUGGAAAUCACCUGGCCUCCGUCUGUUUUGUCAGUGCAGCUUAUUUUUUUUAACUCACUAAUUAUUUCCACCUAGUUUUAGCAACAAAAGCCAGGAAAAAGUCCUCAGUCUCUACUGAGCGAAGCAUUAAGAUGGUUUCAGCUCAUAAUUCAGUCCAAACUUCCAGAAAGUGUUCAAACUGUAGUCAGCCCAGAAAAGAAAGCAAAUAUCAUGGCGCAUUAUAAGGUAUGUUUUAUCUUUUUUUUUGUUAUUUUCUGCAGCUCUAACUGAGACUUUAUUAAUUCAGUAGCAAUUUUAGUGUCUUGGCAAGCAUUUCUACUGCUUGUAAUGUCAACUAGAGGUCUCCAGCACAUCAAGAACACCAGACACGCUUUUUUUUUUUACAUUCAACCUUUUUUUACUUGCUCUCCUUAUGCAGCUGAAUAUACAUUACAAUUUGGAUGUACAAGUGAUAUAAUUUCCAGAGUCUGGCAGUGCUCUGCAGACUUAUAAACUUCUUCAACUUGUACUCAAUCAGUUCUUUCAGUAUCACUGAGAAUACCAACCAAAGGAAGGCUGGCAGGUGAGCUGGCUAUCGUCCAAACCAAUAAGAGUAUUGGAGCCAAAAGAGCAAACAGUGUGCUGCUGUCUUGGUACUUAUGGGGCACAAUUUAUUAUUAUAGUAUCUCACUGAUUGCUUGGACUCCAUUUUGAAAGCAAAAAUCAGAAAAGUCAUAAUUAAACAUCCAGUGUGUCAUAAACUCACGUUUGUUUAUAUUUAUAUCAUAAAAGAACUGCAGCACCAGGGCGUUUUAUUGUGAAGUUGUAAAUUACAACAUAAGAGCCAAAAUAACACUUCCAUUCCAGCUGUUAUUUUUGUUGAGUUAUGGGCUUCAGUGUUGUCAAUGAGCAGCUGUUACUACUUCAAAGCUGCUUCCUAAUGAUUACCUGGCAGUUCUUACGUCAUUACCUUUGAGACUUGUCCAGAGAAAGUUGAAAAAGAUUUAGCGUUACAGCUACAGUGUGCAACUGUUUUACCUCUGGGCAGAAAAGUGAAUCGUAAGUUCCCACCCCAACACUUGUCAAUCACCUUGAUGAGCUGUCUGCCCUGUAACGGCACCUCGCCCGAGGCUAAGAUCACUGACAUCUCCCCAAAGCUGCCACAAGCGUCGGAGAAGCAGAUGCCAAAACCUAGAAAGGCAGAAAAAAAAAAAGCGAUGCUGAUGUUCAGUGUGUUUCUGAAUAGAUUUUGUCUGAUGCAAGACGAGCUUCACACUUUGUUUUUGCUAGCAGUUGGGGUUGUUGCUGUGACUCACCUUGACAGGGACAACCUCAGCGUCGACUAAACCCGCAGAAAAUGGAAUAUAAAUGUCCCAAACAUCAUUGAAAAGUCAGACAAACAAGAGGAUUUACAUCUGAAUACACAGGGUCACUGACACAGACACACGCUGCAUAUGGAUUGCUGCAGGUUAGCCGGUUUGCAUCAGAAGCAGGAACACAUUUAGUUUUUGAGGUGACUGAGUUUAAGAUUGAAUAGGCCCUUUUUCUACUCAUGGCAUGCUGUUGUCAAGUGCCUUUUCCUCUCUUCAGUCGAAUUAGGUAUUAAACACACACUUCCAACAAAGUCUGAUGGAAAUAGUUUAUGAACCAGAUAAUAAUCUCUCUCGCAGAUUAUUCUGUCAGCGUCUUGUCAAACAGCCAUUAAAAUGUGAGUUUUUUUAUGUUUUUAUUUUAAGUUUCUCCCUUAAUUGUAAGUUCUUUUAUUUUUACCAAAAUGAUAACAACAAAUUAUGACAGUCACGUCUUUGACAUUUAAGUUGGUUUACAAAAUAUAAAGAAGGAAAAGAAGAAAUAAAUAAAAGUAGUUAUAAAAGAACUGUACACACAAACCGGACUAGAUGGAUCCAGAGAAAUGGUGGUUAAAGUUGUGGAGACUUGUGAUAACGAGGGCUAGCUGGUGAUCAUUCCUACACCCCAUAAUAAAGGACCAUUUUGACAGUUUAAAGAGUGGUUGGAAGCUGGAUGAUCGCUCCAAUGUGGACCAACAAAAGGUUCCAUAAUUCACCCUCUCUUAAGCCCCGCCCCUUGUUGUUCUAUGCUCCAAUAAAAGUUAAUAUUAGCAAAAUUAUAGUUAGCUAACAUUUUGCUGACAUGAGCUAUCUAACAUAAGAUGUGACUAUUUAUAUAUCGCUUUACUCCGAUAACAGGUAAUGUUAGCUACAUUCUGGCUAACAAGUUGGCUGAUCUACCAAUCUACCUAUCAAUUCCUAUCAAUAUUCAUAGCAUAUCUAAGCACAGAAAGCUGAGCGAGGCUUGCUCAACUGUUAGUGGAGCACAGAGCAAAAAGCGGCGGGGCUUAGGAAGGGUAAGAUGUCAUUUUUGAAGGCGAUUUAAGAUCAUUUAAAAUUAACAGCAAUCCAUGUUCUCAGUGUCAGAUAGAUUUUCUGUUCUGAGAGAUGAAAUAAAAAUAAUGUUGUUGGUGUUUCAGAGCACUCGGUGGGUUUUUAUAGUGCUGAAGAUCAAUUACAUUGGACUUCUCUCUGCAUCUCAUCAGCUACCUUCCACUGAAAUGAAAACCUGUGACACCACUUUAGUUCUUUAGAGUUUUAGAAACUCCUGAAGUACUUUGGGUACAUCCAGUUUGAUAAUAUCAUUAUAGUGGUAAUUUUUCUCGGUGCUGGCAGUGGAUUUGUCGCCGGCGGCCAGCAAUGUGAUUUGUUAUUCCUUUGUUUUUUUUUGCUGUUGAUGAUGCUUGGGUUUCUAUAAGGGGGCAUUUUUCAGCUGGGUUUUUACCAGUGAAAAUGCUCAGCUGAGAGGAGAAAAUAAGUCUCGAUAAGAACUACUCUUUCAUGAGAGGUUUUUUUUUUAAGUUGGUUUACUUUUUUCUUUUCCAACACCUCGUGGAUCAUCGUGUGAAACAUGACUGCACCGGUGCAACAAGAAGCCUCAAAGCAGCUUCUCACAAAUCUGAUGGGACGACACUUUCUGUGCAAAAUCAUUCCUCUGUAUCCGAAAACCUACUGGCCCGUGAAAUGGAUCAGAAUAAUUGUAGUGUCCACAUGGUUGAAAGCUUUUAAGCACGUGUUAUACAUAACAGGGAAAAGUGGACUGGGUUUUUUGUGUGUGUUUGUGUAUUUAUUUGCAUCUCCAUCUUGUUAUUGAUCCUUCAGUUGACAUGUAGACUGAAUUUAGUUUAUUUCAGGUCAGAGAGACGAAGAUGUACAACACAUAUUAUGGGUUUAGCCUUCAGUUUAUUUUCCAGCUGUUAGAGCGUCAUAACACACCUGUAUUAUCUGUGUUAAUACACAACAUUUAUGCUUAUUCUGGUUUUGAUAUAGUUUAAGGUAACGGUUCAUGCUGUUUCUAUGUGUGUGAGCAUUUUUACCCCUCUGUGUUUCCCAAAAAAACGAAUGAUUUCUUUCUUUUUUCUUUACCUACUUCUGAUUUCUGUCUUCUGAGCUUCGUUCUGUAACAAAUGUGAAACAAUAAAAAGUAAAAAGAUUUCCCUAAAUGAUUUUUUUUAAUCAAGACUUGCAUUAUUUAUGUUCUUAAUAAUGAAAUAAAGGA
Morone saxatilis (striped sea-bass) is the source of this 8811-nucleotide messenger RNA. It is a transcript of the gene pigg, whose product is annotated as phosphatidylinositol glycan anchor biosynthesis class G. NCBI's taxonomy places the organism in Eukaryota, Metazoa, Chordata, Actinopteri, Moronidae. Gene Ontology annotation, biological process: GPI anchor biosynthetic process. The record is from RefSeq and is a predicted model, not a curated record. The coding region runs from base 251 to 3157 and encodes 968 amino acids. Gene Ontology annotation, cellular component: endoplasmic reticulum membrane. The transcript is spliced from 13 exons.